Trichoderma breve is the source of this 1266-nucleotide messenger RNA. RefSeq lists its product as uncharacterized. NCBI's taxonomy places the organism in Eukaryota, Fungi, Ascomycota, Sordariomycetes, Hypocreales, Hypocreaceae. The transcript is spliced from 3 exons. The coding region runs from base 1 to 1266 and encodes 421 amino acids. The record is from RefSeq and is a predicted model, not a curated record.
AUGGCAGCUCGGCCAGGUGAGGAGAACGUAGCUACGCUCUUUGGAGAUGUACACUACUUUUAUUCUCCGGCAAAUGUGAAGCCUCGCCAUCACCGAUUCGACAAGGGAUCAUAUGUCUAUCUGUUUGAGAAUGCCAGCGAGAGGAGAUGCCGCAUUGAGAUCGCAAACAAUCCGGGAACUGAUGACCAGGAUGCAUUCUAUGGAUUCCUCGAUCAGGCGCAUGUUCGGUAUUCGUACAAGCAGCACUGCGCCGUCUCGCUGACCGUCGCCGACUCAGUCGAUCAGAGCGAGUGGCAUCUCCCCACCUAUGACCCGCGCAAUGAGAACAAGUAUCACUACAAGCUGCACUCGCUCGACGUCUACUUCUGGACGCAGCAGGAUGCGCUGCAGUUCAUCAACGGCGUCAGGCGCGUGCUGCCGCCCGCCCAGGUCGAGGUUCUCGAUGAGCCAGGCCCGCCGCCUCAGCCCGCGGGCAUGAGCUCCGUCGUCCAGAAGCUCGAGAGCGCGGCCAUUUCGGAUCCUCAGUACGGCAACGGCGCUGUCUCGUCGCAGUCGACUUCACAGAGCUCAAUCGGGGGUCCUGGAGAUGCCUCGGCCGUUUCGUCAGAAACACCAAGCAUCUCCUUGCCGCCUCCGCCGCCUCCGCCUCAGCCAGCGAAUUUUGCGCCGAUGGCCUACAAUCCCGCCGCGCCAGCUGCACCGGAGGCCAUUCGCCAUCGCGAAAAGACGCCUCCCCCGGACGAGGAUCCUCUCAAUCCGUUGGCGGUCGCGGUAGCAUAUGAUUAUCGCGGGCAGCCCUUUACUCCAGGCAUUCCGUCUCAGUUUGCGCCGGGAGUUACCAGCCCAGGGCUUGCGCCUCCUCAGUUUGGAGCACCACCCGUCCACCCUGGAAUUCAUCGAGCAGCGACGAUGCCAACGCAGGCUCUGCCCUCUCCCGGGUUGCCCGGCACUUAUGGGGCAGGUUUUCCAGCAUCGCCAGGCCUUCCUCCACCGCCGGCAUCACAGCCGCCAGUGGCAAAUCAAGGCCUUCCUGGCCCUCCACCAGGCGGGUACUCCAACUACUCAUAUUCCCAGUCAGGCUACGCGCCAUCGGGGUCGGUAGAUUAUUCAAUACAUCAACAGGCAUAUCGACCAACGGAAGCCGAAUCAGCCCAUGGUUACAAGCCACCGAAGCAGGAGGGCAAAGGAAAGUUUGAGGAGAACGCGGGCCGGAUCGAGAGAGGCGUGACGGGCAUGCUGAAGAAGUUUGAAAAGAAGUUUGGAUAG